AUGUGUGCCGAUAAACUAAUUGGAUUUGGAAUGCUUGGUGUUGCUGCUUUUGUAUUCACAUACUACACUACUUGGGUAUUUGUAUUGCCAUUUAUCAAUGAAGACAAUAUAUUGAAUCAAUUCUUUUUGCCAAGAGAUUACGCCAUCAAAUUGCCAAUAUUGUUAUUAUUCGUUGCUGCUUUGGGUGUUGGUACCUUUGUUGGAAAAGUUUUGAUUAAGAAUCAACAGAAACAGAAAAGUAAGAAGAAAGCACAAUAA
Messenger RNA from Candida dubliniensis CD36, 258 nucleotides. RefSeq names its product Dpm2p (gene DPM2). The record is from RefSeq and is a predicted model, not a curated record. The transcript is spliced from 2 exons. Gene Ontology annotation, biological process: GPI anchor biosynthetic process. NCBI's taxonomy places the organism in Eukaryota, Fungi, Ascomycota, Pichiomycetes, Serinales, Debaryomycetaceae. The coding region runs from base 1 to 258 and encodes 85 amino acids. Gene Ontology annotation, cellular component: endoplasmic reticulum membrane; dolichol-phosphate-mannose synthase complex. Gene Ontology annotation, molecular function: enzyme regulator activity.